Molecule: messenger RNA, 2292 nt
Organism: Clonostachys rhizophaga
Lineage: Eukaryota; Fungi; Ascomycota; Sordariomycetes; Hypocreales; Bionectriaceae
Source: the annotation of a GenBank genome assembly
AUGGCUUCCAUUGGCAAAGUGGCGACUGUUUCAGACUACGAAAUGAAGUCUAAGGAGGACGAGUCCGUCCCAGCGGCGGACGACAAGGAGAUGAGCGUCGAAGGCGGCGAGGUGGAAGACUCCCCCUUCGACGAGGUCCGCGCAAUUGUCCCUCCCGUCGACGAUGUGGACUUGCCGGUCAACACCUUCAGAGCGUGGUUCCUUGGCAUCGUCUCCACCAUCCUCUUCUCUGGGAUCCUCCAGUUCUUCCAAUUGCACUCCCCGCCCAUCUUCCUUGCUUCCUAUCUCGUCAUCAUCAUCACUCUGCCCGUGGGGCACUUCAUGGCCCGUGUCCUCCCGACAACGACAUUCUCCAUCUUCGGCCAUGAAGUCAGCCUCAAUCCCGGCCCCUUCAACCACAAGGAGCACACCAUCACGGCCAUCAUGACCACUCUGGUCUCGGCUUUCGACAAUGGCUCCUUGGCAUCCGACAUCUAUGUCGCCUUCGACAAGUUUCUGGGGAUCCCCAUCUCUCCCGGGUUCCGUCUCAUGUUCCUGCUCACGACGCAAGCCCUCAGCUUCGGGUUCGUCGGCAUCUUCCAUCGGUUCCUUGUGCGCCCUUCUGUAUGCAUCUGGCCGGGCGCGCUCCCUACCUGCUCCAUGAUCUACGCCUUCCACGAUCCCCAGUUCCAGAACCAGAUCGCAGACGGCUGGAAAGUCAACCGCAUGAAGUUCUUUUGGCUCGCCGUCGUCAUCGCGGGGAGCUGGCAGGUCGUGCCCAGCUUCUUGUUCACCUCGCUGACUACCUUUGCGUGGAUCACCUGGAUCCGGCCAAACAAUGUCACGCUCAACCAGAUUUUUGGAGCAACCACCGGCAUGGACUUGUUGCCGCUUACGCUGGACUGGAACCAGAUCUCUGGAUACUUGUCCUCCCCUUUGGUGGUUCCAUCCUGGGCCAUCGUCAACGUGUUGGCCGGUAGCGUUCUAUUUCUCUGGAUCAUAUCUCCGGCACUGCACUGGCAGAAUGUGUGGUACGGGCGGUACUUCCCAUUCUCCUCCUCCUCCACAUUCGACAACACGGGCGCCAGUUACAAUACCAGCAGAGUCAUGAACGACGACUUCAGCUUGAACAAUGAAGCCUACGCCGCCUACUCACCUGUCUUUCUCUCCACCACCUCAGUCCUGUCCUACGGUCUCGGCUUCGCCUCCAUCACGUCUAUCCUUGUGCACACAUAUCUAUACCACUCAAAGAUGUUAUGGAGCACCCUCAAGACAGCCUUCAAGGGCAGCCGCGAUGAGACCGAAGAUAUCCACGGUAAGCUCAUGCGAGCAUACAAGCCCGUUCCAGAAUGGUGGUACGGAAUCGUCUUCGCCAUCCUCUUCGGUGUCAGCAUGGCGUUCCUGUACGUGUACAAGACCGGCCUGCCAUGGUGGGGUCUCAUCCUCAGCGUCCUCAUCAACAUCGUGCUCCUCGUCCCCAUCGGCAUAAUGAAGGCCACGUGCAACAUGACCAUCAACACGGGUGUUCUGUCGGCCCUCAUCAGCGGUCUCAUCUGGCCGGGUCAGAUGGUCAAUAACGUCGUCUUCAAGUGCUUCACACUCGUGUGCACGUUCCAGGGUCUCGGGUACGUCCAGUCGAUGAAGACCGGCCACUACAUGAAGAUCCCCCCUCGAAUCACCUUCACGGCUCAGUGUUUGAGCAUCAUCCUCUCGUGGCUGGUUCAGAGCGGCGUCAAUAUGUGGGCCAUGGCAAAUGUUGAGGGUAUAUGCACUAAGAAGGCAGUCAACAACUUCUUUUGUCCCCUUGCUAAUGGAUAUGCGGCCAACGCCGUGUUCUGGGGCUUGAUUGGUCCCACCAAGCUAUUCGUCUCUGGUUCCAUGUACACCAGCAUGCUGUGGUUCUUCUUGAUUGGAGCCAUCGCUCCUGUAAUAGUAUAUGUCGCCGGCAAGAAGUUUCCCGAAAACAAAGUCCUGGCUAAUAUCCAUAUGCCGGUCAUCUUCUCCUCGACCGCCUCGAUCCCGCCAGCCACCGCCGCCAACUCCAUCUCGUGGGGCAUUGUCGGCCUCACAUUCAACAUGUGGAUCAAGAGACGCUACCGCGCCUGGUGGUCCAAAUACAACUACCUGCUCUCGGCUGCUCUGGAUUCGGGACUGGCCAUCACCACCUUCCUGGUCUUCUUCUGUCUCACCUACCCGGGCGUGACGUUGGAUUGGUGGGGUAACAAUAUCGCUUACAUGACGGCUGAUGGGAUGGGGACUCCUUUGGAUACAGUGCCUGAAGGAGAGACAUUUGGCCCAGCUAAAUGGUUCUAA